AUGCUGACUGGUGAACAUGUGAAGGACAGCCAAGGAAAGCUGGUGAAUAUGGCCAACUCGACCUGGCGGGACCCAACAGAGGCAGGUAUGGGAGGUCUGAAUGUCCAAGGGGCCAUUACAGGGAGUACUCUUACUUUCAAAAGUAUCAUCGGAAGUCAUUGCGGAGUGAAUCCCCUUCCCGUUGAUAUGUUGGAAGAAUCUGGUCUCGAAAUCUACCAGCCCUGUCUGCCACAACUUUUCGAUGCAUUCAACAAGGCCAAGAGCCCCGUGCAACCAAGACAGUCCGAGAAGGUUGAGAGACGCGACGCGGCAUCUAACCAGUCGGAGGCUGUGGAGUACCCGUGGAAAUCGGUUUUCAUGCAAUCCAUCACUGACGACUAUGAUCGCCAGAACGUCCUCAAUGACCACAUGGGAUUCAAACACCAGGUCGUCAAGAGCACAUUGCAAAACCCGCACUCGAAAUACCGCGCCAAGGGCGAAGAGAUCAACUACUUCGGCUACGCCGAGACCGAACUCAAACCAUACAUCCGCGAUCUUUUCCAGGAGGCUGCCAUCAACAAAACCCGCCUCUUCCUUUCCCACGUCACCAGCACAACCCACCAUCCAUGGGGAACCCCAGAGCAUUUCAAAAAGGUGUCCUACAUGGGCGACGAAGGAACAAUCAACCAUGACCCGAUGAACAACUACAUCAACGCCGCGCGAUUCGUCGACAACUGGCUCGGCGAAAUAAUGACUAUGCUCGACGAGUCCGGCCUCGCCAACAACACCCUCGUCGUCAUCGUGGGCGAUCACGGCCAAGCCUUCGCCGAGGACAACAAGGAUCUGACAGGAACCUACAACAACCCUCACAUCAGCAAUUUCCGCGUGCCCCUCGUCUUCCGACACCCCCACAUGCCCCGAAUCCACAUCUCCGCCAACGCAACCUCCCUCUCCAUCAUCCCAACUAUCCUGGACAUGCUGAUUCAAUCCGAAUCCCUGGACAAGCAGGACUCGGCAAUCGCAUCCGCAGUUCUACCAGAGUACCAAGGCCAAUCGCUAAUCCGACCCUUCCGCACCUCGAUUCUCGAAAACGAAGACGCCGAAGACGGCAACAAAAAGCUGGCCUGGAACUUCGGCCUCAUCAACGCCGGCGGUGCUAAGAUGUCUGUCACAGCAGCAGGCACCCCGUACAGACUUAUCCUGCCGAUCAAAGAGGACUCGGAAUAUGUCUUCUCUCAUCUGGGCACUGACCCGGGUGAACUCUCUCCCAUGAAGUCAUGGUCUCUGUCCCGGCUGGCUGACACCGUGAAAACCAAGUUCGGCAGCGAAGCGGCUGCCUGGCUUGAAGAUGCGGAGAAAGUCGGCAAGUGGUAUGUUAAUGACCAGAGGCGAAUUUGGGGGUAUAGGGAAGCUUGA
Messenger RNA from Penicillium manginii, 1395 nucleotides. RefSeq names its product Alkaline phosphatase-like alpha/beta/alpha. The record is from RefSeq and is a predicted model, not a curated record. Bases 1 to 1395 code for a protein of 464 amino acids. NCBI's taxonomy places the organism in Eukaryota, Fungi, Ascomycota, Eurotiomycetes, Eurotiales, Aspergillaceae. The transcript has a single exon.